AUGCUUUCCCUGAGUAUCUUCUAUCAGGAAUUGUCAGAAGAUAAGGAAGAAGAUAAGAUGCAGAACAGCUCCAUCACAUUCAGGUUGCACAACUUACAGCUUCCCUUUUCCAGCACCUGGAAAUAUGGGAUCCUGGCAUUAGCCAUCCUCUUGCUCCUGGGGGCCUUGACCGUCCUGGCUUACCAGAUGUGCCAGCUUCAGAAACACAGCUGGACUGGGAAAAAGAAGAAAUACAGCAGUGAAGACGGGGUGAAGAUGAGGGCACAGAAUGGCCUGUGGGGGAAGAAGAUGCCGCCUCUUCUGCUUGACAGCGGCCAGCAGAGUGACGUGGAUAUGGAGAUGGCGGAGCUGGGAGCAGCACUGGAGGCACCCCAUCCCUGCCUCUCCUGCAGCAUCACUGAAGACCCAAGCAGUGACCCGAGCCCCCUGCCCAGCUCCCAGGGCAGUCUGAAGUUCUCCCUCCUGUACCGCAGGGAGCAAUGCGAGUUGCUGGUGAGCGGCCUGGAGGUGCGGGGCCUGCCCAGCCGCAGGCACACUGAGGUGGCCGUCUGGCUCCGACUGCUGCAGCGGGUCCCAUCCCACACCCCUGGGCUCCAGUGUGUGGUCCAGGAGUGGCAGAGCCGGGCGGUGAAGAACUGCAAUGGGACGACCUUUGGGGAGCACUUUGUCUGCUCCCUGCAGGAUGCUGAGAUGGAGAGGAGCACCCUGAAGAUGGAGGUCCAACAUUUUGACAAAUACUCCAGGAAUGCCACACUAGGGGAAGUCAGGGUUGCCCUGAGCCAGCUGAAGGCUUCCCAGAACUUAGUUUUUUGUGCAGAACUGCAGAAGGCCACAAAGGACGUCGUGGGAGAGGUGCUGCUGUCUCUGAGGUGCCUGCCCAUAUCCCAGAGGAUGGAGGUUGGGCUGCUCAAGGCAAAAACCUACCCCCCUUGCAGUGCUGCAGAAAAGAGUAUAUACGCAAGAAUAGAUGUUUCCUGCAGACGCCACAGGCAGAAGCACCAGAAAUCCAGGCCGCAGGCACACACUUCACUCGUCAUUUUCAAUGAGACCUUCCUGUUCCCCAUGCCCCAAGCUGCAGCGUGGGACAGCUCUGUGCUCGUCUCCCUUUAUGAAGUGGGCCCUGAGCCCAGGCACCUCAUCGGGCAGGCCACUGUGGGUAGGAACAUGGCAAGGGAGGCAGCUGACCACUGGGACCUCAUGGCCAAGUCCAUCCAGCAGCCUGUAGCCCAGUGGCAUCCUCUCCUCAUUUAG
Messenger RNA from Centrocercus urophasianus (Greater sage-grouse), 1251 nucleotides. RefSeq names its product synaptotagmin-5-like. The transcript has 7 exons. Gene Ontology annotation, cellular component: axon; synapse. Gene Ontology annotation, molecular function: clathrin binding; SNARE binding; calcium ion binding. Gene Ontology annotation, biological process: regulation of calcium ion-dependent exocytosis; cellular response to calcium ion; calcium-ion regulated exocytosis. The record is from RefSeq and is a predicted model, not a curated record. The coding region runs from base 1 to 1251 and encodes 416 amino acids. NCBI's taxonomy places the organism in Eukaryota, Metazoa, Chordata, Aves, Galliformes, Phasianidae.